GUGGACGAUUUGAUCGUCUCCGGAGAUGCUAAGGUGCUUUCGAGUUUGAAGGAGCGCCUCUUUGAGCGCUUCAAGUUCGGUAAAUGGGAGGAGGGGGAGGCUGACUAUGCGGGGCGGCAUAUACAGCAGAAGGGAACGAAGAUAAUCGUAGAUCAGGAGAAAUACGUCCGUGAGCAACUGACCCCCAUUGCCCUUGACAAGCAUCGCCGAGGGGAGACCUCGAGCGCCUUGACUGCCGCGGAAAUUUCGUCUUACAGGACGACCGUGGCCCAGAUCCAGUGGCUGGCGCGCGAAUCGCGUCCAGAUGUCUGCGGCGGCGCCUCGCUGUUGGCGGCCGCUUUGCCUGAGCCGACAGUCGAGGACGCCCUGAUGGCGCUCUCGGAGAGCGCCCCUUUCAUGGCGAAGAGCAUCCCCCGAGAGGCUCAG
Prorocentrum cordatum is the source of this 426-nucleotide messenger RNA. NCBI's taxonomy places the organism in Eukaryota, Dinophyceae, Prorocentrales, Prorocentraceae. The record is from the annotation of a GenBank genome assembly.